CAAAAUGGAAGAAGUCGCCAAGUUUUGGAGGGAUCAACUACGCUGCACUUCCUCUCCGCCUGAGCGCAGCUGUCAGGAAUAUUCAUGAACUCGCUCGAUGGAAUAACUUUAUUUCAUAAGUGGAUGCAUGAAACAAGCCACGAAGAGCCACGAUGAGUGUUUCUAUCGGCGACAGGAUCGAGGAUUUUAAAGUCCUCACCCUCCUUGGCAAAGGGUCAUUUGCCUGUGUUUACCGGGCAAAAUCCGUGAAGACUGGCUUGGAGGUGGCGAUAAAAACGAUUGACAAAAAGGCCAUGCACAAAGCUGGCAUGGUGCAGCGUGUCACCAAUGAGGUGGAAAUUCACUGCAGACUGAAGCAUCCAUCCAUACUGGAGCUGUACAACUACUUUGAAGACAGCAACUACGUUUACCUGGUGCUGGAGAUGUGUCACAACGGAGAGAUGAGCCGCUACCUGAAGGAGCGGAAGCUGUCGUUCUCUGAGGAGGAAGCGCGUCACUUCAUGCAUCAGAUCGUGAAGGGGAUGCUCUACCUGCACACACACGGCAUCCUGCACCGAGACCUGACGCUGUCCAACCUGCUGCUGACCAGCAACAUGAACAUCAAGAUCGCAGACUUCGGUCUGGCCACGCAGCUCAAGCUCCCCAGCGAGAAGCACUUUACCAUGUGCGGGACGCCCAACUACAUCUCCCCUGAGGUGGCCACGCGAAGCGCCCACGGGCUGGAGUCGGAUGUGUGGUCACUGGGCUGCAUGUUCUACGCCUUCCUGAUGGGCCGGCCGCCGUUUGACACCGACACAGUCAAGCACACGCUGUCCAAGGUGGUCCUGGGGGAGUAUGAGAUGCCUGGCCACGUGUCAGCGGAGGCGCAGGAUCUGAUCCAGCAGCUGCUGCAGAGGGACCCGGCACAGCGGCCCAGUCUCUCGGCGCUGCUGGAUCACCCCUUCAUGACCAAGAGCUUGCUGGCCAGGACCAAAGAGCCGACCCUGGCAGACGAAGGCUCCAUGGACAGCGGCAUCGCCACCAUCUCCACGGGCUGCACGUCCUCCACCUCGGGGGGGAGCGGCAACACCCGCCUCCAGAGGCGAGCCAGGCAGGUGAUCGGCUCCACGCUGCCCAGCCGUAUGACACCCAUGACCGGCCUUCCCCAGGACCAGUGGCACCAACCGGGUCCCCGUCACCGGGAGGGCAGGCCGAUGCAGGGUGGGCAGCCUCCCUCUCGCUACCAUCGGAGGGCGCACUCCUCGGACCGUUCCUCUGGGCCGGUCCACGCCUCCGGUCAGGUUGAGCUCAGCAGGUGUCACUCAGAAGAGUCCAUGGCCGGCGUCGGGCGCCCAGCAUUCCCCUCGCACUUCUCAGACACGGGUCGCCUCCCGUCUCCUCCGGUCAAGCAGUCCGCACACUCCGGGUAUUCCUCGUCUUCAUACCCGCCCAACUUCCAGCUGGAGGAACAAGAGGGAGUGAGCAACUGGCUCAAUAGCGACGGCUCCGGCUUCAGGCCCACAGACGUCAACAGCAGCAGGAGCUUCCACGGCAACAGGGAGCUUCUGGAGGUCCACACUUCCUGGACAGACAGGCCUGGUCCUCUCCAUCAUCAUCAUCAUCAUCAGCAGCAGCAGCAGCAGCCAGAAAACAUCCUGGGCUCACACUUCCAGCCUCCUCACUCCAGAGACCUGCCGGACAAGUCCAGCGUGGACAGGCAGAAGAAGACCCUGAGGGACGUUGUGCCGCAGCUGUGCGCCUCCAGACUCAAGCCCAUCAGGCAGAAGACCAAGAACGCGGUGGUCAGCAUCUUGGACUCCGGAGAGGUCUGCAUGGAGCUCCUCAAGUCUGUCAGUGGUCAAGACCGGGUCAAAGAGGUCCUGAGGAUAUCCUGCGACGGGUCCAUGGUGACCAUCUACCAGCCCAACGGUGGGAAAGGAUUCCCAGUUCUAGACUCUCCUCCUGCUCCGCCUGAGGACAUCCUCAUCUGCAGCUACGAUGACCUCCCAGAGAAGUUCUGGAAGAAGUACCAGUACGCCUGCAGGUUUGUGCAGCUGGUCAAGUCAAAGACCCCCAAGGUGACCCUCUACACCCGCUACGCCAAAGUCAUGCUGAUGGAGAACUGCCCUCAGGCCGACCUGGAGGUCUGCUUCUAUGAUGGCGCCAAGACCCACAAGACCUCCGAGCUGCUGCGAGUGGUGGAGAAAAGCGGCAAGUCAUACACCGUGAAGGGCGAGGUGGGCCUGAGCGGGCUGAGCCCGGAGAGCCGGGUGUACGUGGAGCUGUCGGAGGAGGGUCACCGCACCUGUCUGUCCCUGGAGGCCGCCAUCGCGCAGGAGGAGCAGCGUAGCAGCAGGAAGACGCCCUUCUUCCCCAUCACCAUCGGCAGGAGGCCUCCUCACGCCGACUCCCCCGUCCCAUCCGCGGUGCCGCCCAACCCUCCUGAGACAGCGUCGCCCCCUCAUCCACAGAUCACUCCUUCUAUGAUCUCCUACGACGGUGGCUCCGACUUCACCUCGGCCAGUCUGGGGAAGAAGAGCUCCCCUCUGAGGAAGGACACGGGGAAAGUGGUCAAGUCCAUAUUCGUGCCCAACGUGGGCUGGGCCUCUCAGCUGACCAGCGGCGAGGUGUGGGUCCAGUUCAACGAUGGCUCUCAGCUGGUGGUUCAGGCCGGAGUCUCCUGCAUCACGUACACGUCUCCAGACGGCCGCGUCACCAGGUACAAGGAGAACGAGAAGCUACCGGAUCACGUGAAGGAGAAGCUUCACUGCCUCUCCACCAUCCUGGGACUGCUGGCGAACCCCAGCACGCACCAUCAGCCGCCGCCGCCACCGCCACACUGACGCACACUCCGGGCCUUGUUGUAAAUAUUUUACAUGUACAGAAGCUGAAGAUAAUGUAAAAGAGAUAUUUUAUUUUCUUAUGGGAUCAUGGUGUGUACAGGCUUUUAACCGACCCACUUUUAUGAAUUGUCAAACUGAGCCCCCUGCUGGUGAAUUUGUAGAAAAGAAAUUAAAGUACUUGGUGACU
Molecule: messenger RNA, 3009 nt
Organism: Synchiropus splendidus (mandarinfish)
Lineage: Eukaryota; Metazoa; Chordata; Actinopteri; Syngnathiformes; Callionymidae
Gene: plk4
Product: polo-like kinase 4 (Drosophila)
Exons: 15
Coding region: 153-2822 (889 amino acids)
Biological process (GO): protein phosphorylation
Molecular function (GO): protein binding; protein kinase activity; ATP binding
Source: RefSeq, a predicted model, not a curated record